AUGGUUAAUGUUCCACACUUUGUUUUAUUUCCAUUCGUAGCACAAGGACACAUUAUUCCAAUGAUAGACAUAGCUAAACUGUUAGCACAGCAUGGUGUUAUUGUUACCAUUUUCACUACGCCAAAGAAUGCGUCACGUUUUUCUUCUGUUCUUUCUCGUGCUGUUUCCUCUGGCCUUCAACUCAAUCUUCUAACACUCAAUUUUCCAUCAAAACAAGCUGGAUUACCAGACGGGUGUGAGAAUUUCGACAUGGUUGACAUUUCAAAUGACAUGUGGAACAAUUUUAUCUAUGCAGUUUCCUUGCUCCAAAAACCAGCACAGGAACUGUUUGACAAAUUGUCACCGAGACCAAGUUGCAUUAUCAAUGACUUUUGCAUUCCUUGGACUUCUCAAAUAGCUGAAAAAUAUCAAAUUCCAAGGAUUUCGUUUCAUGGGUUUUCUUGUUUCGGUAUCUAUUGUUCGUUCAAGGUGCGUUCUUCAAAGAUUCUUGAGAGCAUCAAUUCAGAAACUGAGUGUUUCUCUAUUCCAGGCAUACCUGACCAAAUUCAUGUCACCAAAGGGCAAAUGCCAGGAGGAAUAGUAGAGAAACUACCGAAGGAGUUUGUUGAGAAAUUGCGUGAAGCUGAAAUGAAAUCAUAUGGUGAAAUCAUAAACACUUUUGAAGAACUAGAGAAAGAAUAUGUUAAUGAUUACAAGAAAGUGAGAAAUGAUAAGGUUUGGUGUAUUGGUCCUGUUUCACUUUGCAACAAAGAUGGUUUAGAUAAGGCUGAAAGAGGUAACAUAGCUUCAAUAAGUGAACAAAUUUGUUUGAAGUUUCUAGAUUUGCAUAAACCAAAAUCUGUUGUUUAUGUUUGUCUUGGAAGCGUAUGUAACUUAGUUUCUUCACAGCUUAUUGAAUUGGCUUUGGGAUUGGAAGAAACAAAAAUACCAUUUAUUUGGGCUUUUAGGGAUGGAAUUAAUAAAACUCAAGAGUUGGAAAAGUGGAUAAGUGAUGAACAUUUUGAGGAAAGAAAUAAAGGGAGAGGACUUAUAAUUAGAGGGUGGGCUCCACAAGUGGUGAUAUUAUCUCAUCCUUCAAUUGGUGGAUUCUUAACACAUUGUGGUUGGAAUUCAACACUUGAAGGGAUAAGUGUUGGUGUGCCAAUGGUAACUUGGCCAUUAUUUGCUGACCAAUUUUUGAAUGAGAAGCUGGUGACUCAUGUUUUGAGGAUUGGAAUGAGUCUUGGUGUUGAGGUUCCAUUGAAGUGGGGAGAAGAAGAAAAGUUAGGUGUGGUUGUGAAGAAGGAAUGUAUUAAGGAGGCAAUCUGCAGUGUGAUGGAUGAGGGAGAUCAAGAGAGUAAAGAGAGAAGAGAAAGAGCUAGUGAAUUUGGUGAGAUGGCAAAGAGAGCUGUUGAAAAAGGUGGAUCCUCUUAUCUUAAUAUUUCUUUGCUUAUUCAAGAUGUCAUACAACUACAAUCAACCACGAAAGCUGAAACAUGA
This is a messenger RNA of Vicia faba (fava bean), 1479 nucleotides long. The record is from the annotation of a GenBank genome assembly. NCBI's taxonomy places the organism in Eukaryota, Viridiplantae, Streptophyta, Magnoliopsida, Fabales, Fabaceae.